Messenger RNA from Pyricularia pennisetigena, 2187 nucleotides. RefSeq lists its product as uncharacterized. The record is from RefSeq and is a predicted model, not a curated record. The transcript has a single exon. NCBI's taxonomy places the organism in Eukaryota, Fungi, Ascomycota, Sordariomycetes, Magnaporthales, Pyriculariaceae. The coding region runs from base 1 to 2187 and encodes 728 amino acids.
AUGACCGAAAUGGAUGAAGAAAUAAAGAAGCUCCGUGAACAGCUCGAAGAAGCCAAACGCCGAACCGAAGACGCCGAGAAACGCGUCCAAGAAGAGCAGCGCCGACGCGAAGGGGCGGAAGAAGCCGCCAGGGCAUCGCAACCGCUGGCAAUUGAACCUUAUCUUGACGCAUGCCACUCGCUCAAUCUUGCCAUCCAAGUUCUGACCGACCGCUCUUUAACCACCCAAGGCGACACGACUGAUCCUACCGGCCGUGUUUACCCAUCACGAAUUUCUAAAUGGGACGAAUUUGCAGCAAAACAAGAGGAAAUAUGGAAUCUGCUUUCCGAUCCUUCCUUCACCUCCCGUCCUACAUUUCCAUCUCGACACCAGGUGGAUUACGUUCGCUCUUUAAUAAGCCCGAUUAGCAGCGAGCAUGGACUACGGCAUUUUGAGCGUGACACCGUUGAAAAUGCAGUCCAAAAGCUGGUCGAUGCAGUGUCCGAGAACGAACUGCUGCGACAGCGCCUCGGCUUGCAUGGGACCGUAACGUUCGAAAGCCACACGAACCUCGGCGCGGCGGACGAAAGCCUAUCCGAACCUCUCGAUCAGAUGGCCGUCUCUGGGCCCAGUGUCGCAGGUGCGACAUCUGCAACGGCCAAAGUCCGGAAACCGCGUCGCACCGCGAAAAGCAAAGGAAAAGGCAAUCGAGCGGACCAGUUCUGCAUAUACAGGACAACGAACGGAGCGAACAUCCCGACAAUGGCAAUCGAGUACAAAGCGCCGCACAAACUAAGUCAGGACGAGGUGGUCACCGGCCUGGCAUCCGCAAUUGAGCCGAAGCGAGACGUGAUUGGCCAAGAUUGCGAAGGCUUCGUGCUCGCGUCAAAGGCGCUUGCCGCCGCCGUGGUCACGCAGCUUUUCUCCUACAUGAUUGGCAAGGGCAUAAAACACGGGUACGUUUGCACAGGACAAACUUUCGUUUUCCUCCAUAUUCCGGAUGAUCCCGCGACGGUCCUCUACCAUGUCUGCGUCCCGAACUUGGACGUCUUCGACGAUGACGAGAACAGACUCCACCGUACAGCCGUCGCGCAAGUGUUCGCCUUCGUCCUGCAGGCUGUUCGUACUGCGCCGCCCCCACAAUCGUGGCACGACGCGGCGGCUACGCUUGAAACAUGGGCUGUCGAAUACGAGGAUGUGCUGGCCAAAAUACCGUCUUCUGUCCGCAAGGAUAAAGAACGGGCUUCUCACUAUAUACCCCGCUGUUGGCAGGGCUUCAAGCGUUCGCCGAUCCGCACCCGCGCGUUCUGCCGGCAGCUACCCACUCAGCCCUUGUCUGACGAAGAUGAAGACGACGAUGAUUUCAUGCACUCCCCAACUCCGAAACGAUCCUCCAAUUCUCACAGGAAUGGCACGCCAGGCUCUGGUGGACGCAGCGAAGGUCGUGGGGGACUGCGGGCGGGUAAAUCACAAGGAAUACAGGAUAGGCUUUACUGCAGCCAUAAAUGUCUUCUUGGGCUGAAGUGUGGUAGACCUGUUGACAAAACCUGUCCGAACGCCAGUAGCCACGGGCAGAAACACAUUGACAGGGCAGAAUUUCUAAGUCUGCUUCAAGCACAGCUAGCCAAAGACCGUGGGCCUGAGGCAGACUGUACACCUUUAUACCUGUCAGGGUUUGUUGGUUCACUGUUUAAGGUCCGGCUAUCGAUGCGUGGCUACACACUUGUGGCCAAGGGCGUGGAAACGGCGAAUCUUGAAUUCCUGAAACAUGAGGAAAAGGUCUAUAACCGCCUUAGCAAGAUUCAGGGGAGGCACGUUCCGGUAUGCCUCGGAUUGAUGUCUCUGGUUCUCCCGCAAUAUUGCGACGGCGGCGUUUAUAAGCACUUUUUACUCCUUAGUUGGGCUGGCAAGCCUUUGUCGAGCAGUGACGGCCCUAUCGAUAAAUUUGUCGGUACUGCUUCGAUUUCCAAGGCAAUUACCGCAAUACACCGUCUUGGCGUCCUUCACGGCGAUGCUGAGGCGCGCAACAUUUUAGUAGAUGGCCAGCGCCCUAUGGUUGUUGAUUUUGAAAGAGCGACUAUUCCGCUGGGCUCGAUCUCUGCCAACGCCAAGCUCAAAAGGAAACAUGGGCCAUCUCAGAAAAGGGGGAACGACGCGUUCGCAAAAGAGUUUGCCGCUAUACAAAAUGUUUUCCGAGGGCGUCAAUGA